This is a messenger RNA of Bursaphelenchus xylophilus (pine wood nematode), 1610 nucleotides long. Lineage: Eukaryota; Metazoa; Nematoda; Chromadorea; Rhabditida; Aphelenchoididae. The record is from the annotation of a GenBank genome assembly.
AUGAGUAACAGGUAUAAUAUAACUUUAUCCUUUGUUUAUCCUCCAAAUUUCAGCGACAUGUCCCAAACAAUCGCCGGCCUGCUGGAGGAGGUGUCUCCCAUCCAAAAGACAGCCCACAACAAGGUGACGGUGGUCGGAGUUGGGCAAGUUGGCAUGGCUUGUGCGUACAGCGUCCUUCAACACAACGUUGCGAGUGAGAUCUGUCUGGUGGAUGUGGUUCCGGACAAGCUGCGGGGAGAAAUGAUGGACCUUCAGCAUGGUCUGGCCUUCACCAGACCUUGCACUGUGCGUGCAUCGACGGAUUACGCGAUUACGGAGGGCUCCAAGAUCUGCGUGAUUACUGCCGGAUGCAGGCAACGGGAAGGCGAAACCCGGCUGUCACUGGUGCAGAGAAAUGUCGAGAUCUUCAAGGGAAUUGUUCCCAAUUUGGUCAAGUACAGCCCCAACACCAUUAUUCUAGUUGUUUCGAAUCCAGGUAAGAGCUUUGGGAAACUUGUUGUUGUAGUUGAUAAUCAAGGUGAAGAUUGGAUGGAAAACCAAAUUUUUGAUCAAAAUAUGAACUAAUUUAGAUAUGAGUAGAUUAAAAAAAGUGUCUUCUUGCUUCUGAUUUUCCUUUGUUUUAGUUUGUAAGCUUAUUUAGCCGUGUUCUGACCAAUUUUAUCUUACACAUGAGAUCAGAAGGAAAAAAUGAUGUUUUAAGUUAGAUACCUGUUGAAUUUUAGCUAACCAAAGCCGUAAAUUUAAUUUCACGGUUAAUUCUAUUCUAUUUUCAGUCGAUGUGCUAACUUACGUUACCUGGAAACUCUCCGGGCUUCCAAAAGAACGUGUCAUCGGCUCCGGAACCAAUUUGGACUCUGCGCGCUUCCGCUUUUUGCUCUCCGAGCGUCUUCAAAUAGCUCCAUCGAGUUGUCACGGAUGGAUUAUAGGAGAGCACGGUGAUACUUCAGGUAAUUUUUUGACAUUUUAAAAUUUUCGAAUUUUAUAUUACAUUUGGUUCUAUCUGAUGGGGAAAAUGGUCGAUUUGAGGUGGAAAAAGUUGUGGGAUGAGUUGAUUAUGUAGUAAAUGAGAUAUUAGAUGUAAUAAAGGGUUUUUUAAUUUCAGUCCCGGUCUGGAGCGGAGUCAACGUGGCCGGUGUUCCGCUAGUGAAAGUGAACCCCAAUAUUGGCACUCAGAUCGACUCGGAUCAUUGGGCACAGCACAUUCAUCAAGGCGUGGUCGACUCGGCCUAUGAGAUCAUCAAACUGAAGGGGUACACUUCUUGGGCCAUUGGUCUGUCGGUCUCCACCAUCGUCACGGCGGUCAUGCACAACAGCCGACAUGUUUUUGCCCUAUCAACCAAUGUUAAAGUAAGGUUUUCGAAAUUUUUUUCAAUUUUUUAUGGUUUAGAAAACUCAGUGUCAAGUGUAAUAUAUUAUUAUACUUGUUGUGAUCCUGAUGUUUCUAGGGCUUCCAUGGCAUCGACGACGAAGUGUAUUUGUCGCUUCCCGCCGUUCUCGGCGCCAAUGGAAUCACUCAUAUUGUGAAACAAAACCUCUCCGAACAGGAAGUGGAGCAAUUGAAGAAGUCCGCCAAGGCUCUGGCCGAAGUUCAGAAGGGCCUAAGCCUGUAG